This is a messenger RNA of Rhipicephalus microplus (southern cattle tick), 1202 nucleotides long. Its product is annotated as ankyrin repeat domain-containing protein 16. The record is from RefSeq and is a predicted model, not a curated record. Gene Ontology annotation, biological process: positive regulation of transcription by RNA polymerase II. Gene Ontology annotation, molecular function: protein binding; transcription cis-regulatory region binding. Gene Ontology annotation, cellular component: nucleus. Lineage: Eukaryota; Metazoa; Arthropoda; Arachnida; Ixodida; Ixodidae.
GGAGGCUGUGCUCUAGUGAAAGGCGCGAACCUGGUAGGUGUUCUGUGGCGCAAGCUGUGAAAGUUCCAGGCAUGGAAGAAGGUUCUCCGUGGUUCCAGGUCCAGGAGUCUGCUCUGGCCGAGUCUUGCGUUAUGGUGUACCGCAGUUUUCAUGAGGCAAAACAAGAGCUUAUCGGGCACGUGCAGCGUGAUCGCGUGGAUGGCGUGAGGCUUGUUCUCGGCAAAGAAUACGCCAACAAUGUCGAGCAGGCCGCUCUGUGCUUGCGAACGAUCACUCAUGGAAAGUGUGGCGACACGUUGGCUCAUAUUGCAUGUAGAUGCGGUUCUCUGAACAUUCUCCGAUUCCUCUGCGAAGAAGUCAAGUGUCUCCUCGAGAGCCAGAACCGCGACGGCAAGAGGCCGUUACACGAAGCUGCCCAGCUGUCUCGACUCGACAUCGUGCAGUUUCUUAUUGAUCAAGGAUGCCAGAUAGAUCCUCUAAAAAGGGCCGACUGGACGCCGCUUAUGUUGGCCUGCACGAAGGACGACUUGCAGGUGGUCCAGGCCCUGGUCGCAGGCGGUGCCAACACGCGACUACGAAAUAAGGAUGGCUGGACAGCAUUUCACAUAUCGUGCAGGGAAGGCCAUGUGCACAUAAUGUCCAGCCUUUUGGAUUUAUUCCCAGAUGCAUGGAACACUAGCAGCAGGAACAAGAGAACACCCCUUCAUACAGCUGCUUUACAUGGCCAGUUGCAGUGCGUGAAGCUACUUCUGAUGAGGGGCGAUUAUCCACCAGAUGUAGCUGACAACUGUGGCACUACACCUUUCAUGGACGCUGCGAGUGCAGAUCAGGUGGCCAUACUAGACUGCUUGGCAGAGCUCCAAAAGGCAGACGUAACCAUGAUGGACAUGUUGGGUAACAACAGCCUGCACCUGGCAGCACAAGCAGGUGCGGCCUCAGCAGUUUUGUCACUUGUUGAGAAAUAUGGGCUAGACAUCAACAGCAUCAACACCUGGGGACAGACUCCGCUGCAUUUGUCUGCCAAGGCGGGCCAAGAUGACGUGGUUCAACUGCUAAUUGUUCUGGGUGCUGUAUGCAGUGUCAGAGAUAAGAAAGGUCGCACAGCAUAUGACCUGGCAAAGAAUAAUGGCCACAACACCUGCUGUCUACUCUUGCAGUCUCACAACAUGGAGAAACAAUAAAACUGCUUCUUUUCAACAGUA